AUGGCCCUCCAUGUAUAUAAAGAUGACCUGUGCCGUCACAACGUAGAUGUCAUUGUUAAUGCAGCCAAUGAAGAUCUGAAACAUAAUGGGGGUGUGGCAAAAGCUAUUCUGGAUGCAGCAGGACGUAAACUCCAAGAUGACUGCGAUCAGAUUAUCAGGACAUAUGGCAGAUUGUCCACUGGAGAUUCAGUAAUUACUGACGCAGGGAAAUUGCCGUGCAAACAAAUAAUACAUACUGUGGGUCCCCGAUGGGACACAAAUUCACAAUCCAGAUGUGAAUGGCUUCUACGGAGGGCAAUUACCACCAGUUUACAGCUGGCCUCCGAGAAGAGUCACAGUUCAAUAGCGAUUCCUGCCGUCAGUUCUGGUAUUUUUGGAUUUCCCUUAAAUUUAUGUGUUGAAAACAUAGUGGAAGCUAUACGGGACUACGUAGAGACGCCGGGACAACAGAGCACUUUACAGAGAAUCCAUCUUGUGGACAUAAAUGAUGAAACUGUCAAUGCUUUCUGCAAGGUUACAAAGGCCAAAUUUGGUAACCAAAGGCGCGCUGUGCCAUCUACAGCAAUGGCACCCCAGCCGGUCACAAGAGCGGCACAGAACCCACCAGCACCGGUGAAUAGAGGUAAUGACAACACUGUGGUGACCAAGGAAGGACUGAAGAUCAAGCUGCUUCAGAAGAACAUUGAGGACUGUUCGGUAUGUAGAUUCACCAGCAUUUCCUGCUAA
Staurois parvus is the source of this 726-nucleotide messenger RNA. Lineage: Eukaryota; Metazoa; Chordata; Amphibia; Anura; Ranidae. The record is from the annotation of a GenBank genome assembly.